This is a messenger RNA of Gossypium arboreum, 1405 nucleotides long. RefSeq names its product putative MO25-like protein At5g47540. Gene Ontology annotation, molecular function: protein serine/threonine kinase activator activity. The record is from RefSeq and is a predicted model, not a curated record. The transcript has 11 exons. Lineage: Eukaryota; Viridiplantae; Streptophyta; Magnoliopsida; Malvales; Malvaceae. Gene Ontology annotation, biological process: intracellular signal transduction. The coding region runs from base 163 to 1206 and encodes 347 amino acids.
UAUAACUAACUAACUAACCAUGCAAUUUUCGAUUUGGUAUCAAAUCAAUCCUCCUCUUCUAAAACCCUAAGAAUCGUGCAAUCUACAUUGUGAAACGGAAGAAUAUUUUAGGUGUUAGAAGAAAAAAGAUUUGAAGGAUUUAGGGAUCAAGGAUCAAGAAAAAUGAAGGGGUUGUUCAAGUCGAAACCUCGGACCCCGGUGGAGAUGGUGCAGCAUCUGCAUGAGCUUCUUGUUUUCGUUCUCGGCAACACCGAGACCCGGGAAAAGAAACGAGCAGAGAAGAUUGGAGAACUGGAUAAACUGCUUUUGGAUAUAAGAACUGUUCUUUUUGGGGAUGGACAGAUAGAGCCAAAUACAGAAGCAUGUGCACAAGUAACCAAAGAAUUCUUUCAAAAGGAUACAUUUCGGCUUCUAAUCAAUUGUCUUCCAAGUUUGGAUUCUGGGGCACGUCAAAAUGCUACCCAUGUGAUUGCUAAUUUACAAAGACAAAGGGUGAAUUCAAAAGUAAUUGCUUCUGAGUAUCUGGAAAAUAACUUGGAUAUCAUGGAUAUUUUGGUACCAGGUUAUGAAGACAGUGAUAUUGCUUGGACAUAUGGUGCAAUCUUAAGGGAGUGCAUCCGCCAUCAGAAUGUUGCUAGGUAUGUCUUGGAAUCAGAUCAUAUGAAGAAGUUUUUCGGAUAUCUGCAAAAUCCGAAUUUCGACAUUGCUUCAGAUGUUCAAGCCACUUUUAAAGAGCUUUUGACAAGGCAUAAAUCCACUGUGGCUGAAUUUCUUUCUGCAAAUUAUGACUGGUUUUUCCGGGAAUACAAUUCACAAUUGCUGCAAUCCGAAAGCUACAUAACCAGACGACAUGCUGUGAAGCUCCUUGGAGAUAUGUUGUUAGAUCGCUCGAAUUCCGCUGUGAUGGUUCGUUAUGUGACUUCCUUAGAUCACAUGAGGAUCAUGAUGAAUCUUCUUAGGGACUCAAACAAGACAAUAAAACUGGAUACAUUUCAUGUGUUCAAGUUAUUUGUGGCAAAUCAUAAUAAGCCUCCGGAGAUCAUCAGUGUCCUUGUCACAAAUAGAAGCAAACUUCUUCGAUUUUUUGGCGAAUUCAACAUUGAUAAAGAGGAUGAACAGUUUGAAGCCGAUAAAUCUCAGAUCAUCAAAGAGAUUGCUACCUUGCAACCCACGGAUCGUCCAUGCCAAGAUUUAGAUUCUUUCUAAUAUUCCAUGUUAAAUUUUCUUGCAUUCUUUUAUUUAUUUAUUUAUUUUAGCUAAAUUAUUAAUUGUACUAUACUUAAUUCAUGCAUGUUGUUUACAUUACAGUUUCAUAUUUAGGAAGUUUCCAAAUUAUUUUACAGAUGCAUAGUUUCUUUUUAUUGUAAUUGCGGAUGUUAUUGUGGUAAUUGUAAAAAUUAUUAUC